AUGGUUAGUAAAAAAGCCACAAAACUUGAAUCGUGUGAUCAUCAUUUUGUAGCCAUUUAUUUAGACAUUGUUUAUAUAACAACGAUGGAGCAAGACAUACUCUCGCAAUUGGGCUUAUCUCAAGGCGUGAUUUCAUCAUUGCUAAAUAAAGGCAUCAAUAGUAUAUCAGUUGGAGUUAAUGCUGGAACACCGCCGCCUGCAGUUCCAAAGUUAUUUCGAUGGAAAUAUUUAAAUAAAAGCAUUGUUGCAUCAUUUCAUCCUGGUGGUUACCCUAACAAUCCUGGCCCGACUCCAAUCGAUCCUAGAGGUCUUUCAAGAAAUGACUGUAUAGUUUUGGAAGGCUUCAAGCAUGCUUUAUGUUUUGUUUUUAGAACAGAUAAUUCGGGACCUCCUGAAAAUGUUCAGGUGAUUGACUAG
Molecule: messenger RNA, 417 nt
Organism: Helobdella robusta
Lineage: Eukaryota; Metazoa; Annelida; Clitellata; Rhynchobdellida; Glossiphoniidae
Exons: 2
Coding region: 1-417 (138 amino acids)
Source: RefSeq, a predicted model, not a curated record